AUGGUUUCCGGCCCCACGGGCGCGCACGGCGCCGCGGACGCUCCUCGCGGCCCGGUCGGGCGCUUCAUGUUCUGGUACGCCGGCGUGUGCUACGACAGGCCGUGGCGGGUGCUGCUCGGGGCGUUCAGCGUCCUCAGCCUGGUGUCCCUGCUGGGGCUGUCGAGCGGGAUCGCCUCGAUGACGGGGGGCAUCGACCCCGACGCCUGGCGCUUCGCGAUUUUCGGCCGCGACGAGAUGCUCCUGGACUACCGCGCGAUGAAGGACGCCGAGGCGCUGUGGAUGCAGCGCACGACGGGCGACCAGGGCGGCGCCACCGUUGAUGACGUGCCGGAGCGGUCGCUGCCGCGGGACGAUCGGUUCUUCCUCGCGUACAGGUCGGAGAGCGGCGACAUGAUCCAGUGGGACCAGAUGCGGGGCGUCAGGCGCGUCGAGGAGCCGGCGCUGAUGCUGGAGUCGUGGGACAAGUACUGUCUGCGGAAGUACGACCGCUGGGGGCGGGACGAGGGCUGCCGGCGACCGAAGUCGCUGGCGAAUUUCGUGUUCCCGCGGUCGGUGGAGCAGGUCCGCGCGUUGCACAACGGGUACGGCGUGUACGAGAAGGACCCCGCGCAGGCCGCGGGCGACCUCGCGUGGGACAUGCUGGCCAACCGCAUCGGUCUGACGGACGACUUGUACUUCGAAGACGGGUUCUACUGGUACUUCCAGCGCGGGUUCGGGACAUACAACAUCCACUCGCAGCACCUCCUGUCCCAGCUGUCGUUCGGCCAGCCCCUCCCCGGGUUCAAGCCGGGGGAGUCCCUGUCGAGACAGAACGCCCUGACGUGGCGGCACGCGGAGAGGGACGUCGACGCCGUGCUGCGCAACGUGACGGGCAUCGAGGCGCAGGCGCGGUGGCCGCGGUCGCCGUACCUGUACCGCGCGUACGCGCCGGGCACGGCGGACGAAAAGGAAGUCGAGGUUUUGUGGUUCUCGGUCAACCUCUUCUUCCACGAACUCGAGCGGUCGGCGCUCGAGGACGUGCGCAUGUCCGGCAUCGCGAUGGCGUGCAUCGCGACCUGGGUGCUCUUCCACACGCGCUCGCUCCUCGUCACCCUCGCCGGCACGUGCGCGAGCGUCCUCGCGUUCCCGCUCACCUACAUUGUCUUUCGCUAUGUAGCACAAAUCACGUACUUCGAAGUGACGCACCUCGUCGCCGUCUUCCUCUUCCUGGGCGUCGGCGCCGACGACGUGUUCGUCUUCUUCGACUUCCUCGCCCAGGCGCUCGCGGCGGAGCGGCCGGGAGCGCAGCGGAAGGCCACUGUGCAGCACGCGGCUGCGGCGGCGGGACGGUCGGUGUUCGCGACGUCGCUGAGCACGUCGGUGGCGUUCGCGGUCGCGGCGGUAACGAAGCGCGUCGCGGUGGCGUCGUUCUGCGCGUUCUGCAGCAUCGGAUUCGGCAUGCUGUGGGCGUGCACCGUCGCGCUGCUGACGCCGGCCUGCGCGAUCUGGGCGGCGCGGCGGCCCGCACCGCUCGCGUCUACAUACAUCGUCGAGAUGGCGCAGUUUGGGCUGGACAAGCCCGCGGCGGGCGCGGGCGCGGGCGCGGGCGAUGAGGGGGGGGACCAUGCGGAAGACACCCCCCUGGUGGGGGACGGGGCGCCGCGGGCAGCGCAGGCGCGGGCGCCGCACGGCGGGUCGCGCUGCGGCUGCGUGGGGCAAUGCUUGCACGCGACGUCGCGGGCUGCGGACGCGGCGCGAGCAGGCAUCGGGCUGUUCUUGGGCGGACCUUGGGCGACGUUUGUGCGCGUCCUGCGGUUCCCGAUCGUGCUGGGGUUCGGCGUGCUGCUGUGGCACGGUGCCACCCACGUGCUGCAGAUCGAGGGCGACAACCGUCUCGAGGAGUCGUUCUUCGACGACAGCCAUAUGUUCAACAGGUUUCUAGCGCUUCUGGGGCGCGGUGGGCCGUACGAGAAGCCCGCGGACACGACGGUCCGCUUCGUGUGGGGUGUCAAGGGCAUGGACAGAACGGGCAAGUCGUUCUGGGACACGGACGAUCCAGGCACGGUGAUGCUGGACGAGGACCUCGACUUUUCGUCGCCCUCAGUCCAGGGGUUCAUGCUCUACGCGUGCGGGGCCAUGGUCGACCCAGCGUUUGGCCCGUGCACGUCGGGGCUGUGCGACGGCGUCAACCUCGUGCGGCCGCGGACGAACAUCAUCGCGGUGGAGGAGAAGGAGGUCCCGAUCCCCUGUUUCUUCCGCGCCCUGGAGGACCACUUACAAGACAAGUAUCACAAGGGCGAGAAAGACGCUGGGCAGCUGCUGGGGCGGCUGUCGCCCGAGGACUUCGCGGCGGAGGUCAAGCUCUUCUGGCGCUCGCACAACCUCGCGGACGAGAUCAGGACGGGCGUCGUCGUCGACAUGAACGCCACCGAGCCGGCAAAGGUGCUGCCGUUCUUCGUCAACAAGCUGGUGCUCGGGGCGGACGCGAAGACCUCGGCGGAGACGCAGGCGGUGUACCGAGACCUCGAGCACGUGCGCGACAGGCUGCGGGCGCAGGCGCCGGUCGGGGCGAAGGGCGUCAAGGUUCUGAUCGGGCACAAGUUUGCUGUCAUGCGGACGCAAGACGCCCUCGUGCGGUUCGCGCAGCUCAAUAUGCUCCUGGUCCUCGUCUUCGCGUGGAUCGUGCUGCUGUUCCUGACGCGCAGCCUCGUGCUGGCGACGUGCGUGGCCGUCAUGGUGGCGGGCAUCGUGUGCACCGUGGUGGGCUCGCUCGCCGUCGCCUGGAGAGGCUACAAGCUCGGCCUCGCGGAGGUCGUGUCCGUCGCCCUCGUCAUCGGCUUCAGCGUCGACUACGGCACCCACAUCGUCAUGGGGUACAUCGACAGCCCCGCGCCGACCCGGGAGGCCCGCACGCGCGACGCUCUGCGCUGCCUGGGCAUGGCGGUCGUGUCCGCCUGCACAACCACGGCCGGCAGCGCGGCUGUGCUCGUGGCCACGCGCCUGCUCUUCUUCCAGCGCAUGGCCUUCUUCGUCGUCGGCACGCUCGCGUCCUCCCUCGUGUGGAGCCUGACGUUCCUCACCGCGCUGCUCAUGAUCGUCGGGCCGCAGCCGCGCGCGCGGACCGAGGGGGGGCGCGCGGGCGUGACGAAGCCAGUUGCAACGGAGGCACACGCGUGA
This is a messenger RNA of Pedinophyceae sp. YPF-701, 3156 nucleotides long. Lineage: Eukaryota; Viridiplantae; Chlorophyta; Pedinophyceae. The record is from the annotation of a GenBank genome assembly.